GAUUCUAAUAAGGAUAUUAUUAUAUUAAAUUGUUUUAUCUUGGAGGAUGUAUCCGAGGGGAUAUACGGAUAGUAUUUGGAAAGAUAAUGACUUUACCGAAUAUUUUAAAUACAAAUACAUAAUUUGGAUUUCACCUAUUUGUCUUAUAAUAUCUUUGUUGAUUUUAUUAUCAACAGGGUUAUAUGUUAUUGUUUUGAGAUAUUAUAAAAAAUCGAAAAGGUAUGUUUCACUUGCUCAAGACAAUGAUUCAUCGAAUUUUCUGUCUACAUCUUUUAUGGAUAUUUGUUUUUCAAGAAAAUCAACGUCAUUUUUACAUUGUGGAUUGGAUGAAUUAAAUAGACAAAAUCUUAAAGAGUAUAAAAUCAAACCAUCAAAGCAAAUGUCAGUUAUUAUUACUGAGGGAAUAAUAGUACUAUUUAUAAUAUUGUUAUAUUAUUUUUUUUUAGAUGAAUCAAAAUAUCCUCUUUUUAUUAUUAAUAGAAUUUUUACAUGGGUAUACGUUUUUAUACUUAUUGCUAUUCGAGCAGCAUCGAUUGAUGUAGAAUCUAUUCCUCUAUCUACAUUAUGGUAUCAUACUUCUCUUUUAUACGCUUUUCAUUUGCCUUUAUUUUAUAUUGAUUUACGAUCUAUGAUUAUUGCUCAUGAGGCAACUAUCUUAAUUAUGUUGUCUUCGAUAAAUAUGGUUUUGGUAUUUGUAUUAAAUGCCAUUGUUUUGUUAAGUAGAAAAGGCAAUAGAACAGUUCGUCUUAUUGCUUUAAAUGGACUUAACCCUAGUAAAGAAAAACUUUCAUCCAUUCUUUCUAUGUUUACAUUUUCAUGGAUUGAUCCAAUUAUUAUUCAAGGAUUUAGGAAAAGUCUUACAUUUUCUGAUAUUUGGGAUUUAACAGAAGGCGAACAUUCAGCUGCUGUUUUGGACGCUUUUUAUACUACUAAGAAAGCAUCACAUUUAAAAUAUACAUUGGUACGUCAUUUUAAAGCGACAAUUACUGCCCAAUUUGUAUGGGGAACACUUUUUACUAUAAUGUCAUUUGCUCCUGUUAUAUUUUUAAAAUUAAUUCUUGAGUAUAUUGAUAAUCCUAAAAACCAAACAAAAGAAGCAGUAUGGAUGUAUGUUAUUGGCAUGUUUUUCUCGUCAGUUAUUUCGACUUUUUUUAUGAGUCAGUCUUAUUAUGUUGGUCGCAAACUUUGUAUAAAAAUUCGCUCAGUAUUAGUCGGGGAAAUAUAUUCUAAGGCAUUGAGACGACAUAAUAAUUCCAGGAGUCUUACUUCUAAUGAUGAUACAAUUGAUUCCUUUCAAGCUACUAUUGGUACAAUUAUUAAUUUAGUGGCAGUUGAUGCAUAUAAGAUUUCGGAAGUAUAUGCAUAUCUUCAUAAUUUAUUUAUUACCGUGCCUUUGCAUCUUAUUGUUUCUUUUAUUUUGAUAUCUAGGAUUUUUGGAUGGAGUGCUAUUAUUGGGUUUUCCGUAAUAAUCAUAUUUAUACCUAUAAAUUCGUAUUUUUCAGCACUAUAUCAUAAAAUUCAGAAAGAGAUAAUGUCAAUUUCUGAUACUAGGAUUAAUUUAAUAAAUGAGAUUUUUCAAAAUAUUCGUCUUAUCAAAUAUUUUGCAUGGGAAGAAAAUGUCACACAAAACGUCAAUAGCAUUAGAGAAGAAGAGAUUAAAAAGCUUUGGAAAAAGUAUAUUCUUUUAUCUUUUGCUUUAUUAUGCUGGAAUGCAUCAUCUGUAAUUGCUUCUUUAAUUACAUUUUUAGUUUAUACAAAAAUCGCACAUAAUAAACUAACUGCUCCCAUUGCAUUUACUUCUUUAGCUCUUUUCAGUAGUUUUAGAGCUCCAUUGGAACAGCUUUCAGAAAUAGUAUCUAAUUUUAUGGAUUCGAAAGUAUCUAUAAAUAGAAUUGAUGCCUUUUUGAAAGAAGAAGAAAUAGAAAGACAUAGUAGAGAUGCCGAUUAUCUAUUGCCUGAUGAUUUUAUUAUAGGAUUUAAAAACGCAAGUUUUACAUGGGCUUCAAAAAAUGACGUUUUAGAAAAUACAGAAAUUUAUUUAAAUAGUUUCCGUAUUUAUGAUUUAAACAUAAGCUUUCCUGUAGAUAAAUUAACAGUUAUAAUCGGACCAGUGGGUUCUGGAAAAACUUCUCUUCUAAUGGCGCUUUUGGGAGAGAUGACAAACCUUGGAGGUAAAGAGUUUUGUCCCGGCAAAUAUAAUAAAAAUUAUUUGAUUCCUGAUCAUCAAACGGGCUUUACUGAAUCAGUAGCGUAUUGUGCUCAACAGCCCUGGUUGCUGAGUGAUACUAUACGGAAUAAUAUUUUAUUUUAUUCAUCAUAUGAUUCUCAAAAAUAUAAUAAGAUUGUCAAAGCAUGUGCUCUUGAACGCGAUUUUCAGAUUCUAGACGGGGGUGAUCAAACCGAAGUUGGAGAAAAGGGUAUUAUACUUUCAGGUGGACAAAAGCAGAGAAUUUCUAUUGCUAGAGCGUUUUAUUCAAAUGCAAAAUAUAUAAUACUUGAUGACUGUUUAAGUUCUGUUGAUUCAUAUACUGCAAAAUGGAUAUUUAAUUAUUGUAUUAAGGGAGAAUUAUCAAAUGGAAGAACUAUAAUUAUGACAACACAUAAUGAGAAUCUUUGUGUUCCAGAUGCAGAUUUUGUUAUUAUAAUGGAUAACGGAAGAGUUUCUGCUCAAGGAACUCCAAAUGAUCUUUUUGAAUCUAAAUUAUUAGAUAGAUGCGAGAGCUCUUUAAAAACUGUACCGUCAUCUACUUCUUUAAUACAUAGUAUCCAUUCUUCGCAAAUUUCUCUUAAAGAACAGGAGUUCGGUUUAUAUGAAGAAAAAAGUGAAACAAAUGAAUACGAUAUCAAAGACACUAAAGCUUUUGAUACGUUUGACUCAUCUAAAGGAAGAUUAAUUGAAGAAGAGGGAUAUUUAAGUACUUCUAUGAACAAAAAUAUUUAUAUUGAAUAUACGAAAUAUUUUGGAGGAAAGUUUUUUCUUUUCGUUCUCUUUUUAAGUUUCAUAAUACCACCUAUUCUGAAUGUAUGUCAGUCUUUAUGGGUUCGAAAAUGGACACAGGAUAAAUCUAUAAGAUUUUCAUACUAUUCUCGAGACUUUCAAAAAGAUCAGUUAAAUGAAAAAAAUAACAUAUUUUAUACUAUUUAUUAUUUUUUUAUCACUACAUUCAAAAGAUUUAGUCAUAUGUCUACCAAUCACGCUCAUCAAACUAAAUAUCAAAAUUCCUCUUUAAAUCUGAAUUAUUAUAUUAAUAUAUAUAUACUUAUAUCAUUAUUAUAUAUUUUUUCAACUUUUUUUAGGAUAAUAAUGGCAUUUACUGGCGGUAUUAGAGUUUCUAUUAAAUUGCAUGAAAAAUUAUUUCAAUCUGUUCUUGGCGCUAAAAUACGUUUCUUUGAUGCUACACCUAUUGGUCGUAUAAUGAAGAGAUUUUCAAACGAUAUUGGAGUUGUUGAUCAAGAAGUAUCUUAUAUAUCACUGACAUUGGUUUAUGAUUUUUUUAACUCAAUUUGUUUGAUCCUUAUAAUCACUUAUAUUAUACCAAGUUUUCUGGUUUCGGAGAUAUUUAUCAUGAUUAUAUAUGUGGCCAUUGCUCUAUUUUAUAUCCGACCAUCUCGUAGACUUAAGGAUUUGGACUCGAUUACUAAGAGUCCAAUAUAUCAGCAUUUUAGAGAGACGUUAACAGGAAUUAAUACUAUUAGAGCAUAUGGUUAUGAAAAAAUAUUUAUUAGGGAAAAUUUACAGAAAUUGGACCUUAAUAACAGACCAUUUAUAUAUCUUUGGGUAUGUAAUCGAUGGCUUAGUGUACGAAUAGACUUUAUCGGAGGGCUUAUUUCCUUAUUUGCAGGGAUUUUUAUAAUAUUAAAUAUAGAUAGUCUUGAUUCGGGACUUGCAGGCAUAAUUUUGUUUUAUAUUGUUUCUUUUACAGAUCAUAUGCUUUGGUUAGUACGAUUGUAUACAAUAAAUGAAUUAAACUUUAACAAUGUUGAGCGUAUUCGAGAAUUUUUUUUCAUUGAACAAGAGGCUUCUGCUAUUAUUCCUUCUAAUAGACCUGGAAAAGAUUGGCCAGAAAAAGGUGAAAUUGUAGUUCAAAACAUAGUUGUGCAAUAUAUGCCAGAAUUGCAACCUGCUAUCUCUAAUCUUUCUUUUAAAGUAGAUCCGUGUUCAAAAGUAGGAAUUGUGGGUCGUACCGGAGCAGGAAAAUCCACUAUUGCUACUGCAUUUUUUCGAUUAAUUGAAUUACAAAGUGGUAGUAUUAUUAUUGAUGGUGUAAAUAUAUCAACAAUUGGCCUUCGUGAUUUACGAAGAUCUUUGACAAUCAUUCCACAAGAUCCAGUAUUGUUUAAAAAAUCAUUAAGAUAUAAUUUAGAUCCUUUUAAUAUUUUUACUGAUGCGGAAAUUUUUGAAGCAUUACGUCGUGUUCAUCUUAUAGGAUCUAAAUCAAUGGAGGAAGAAUCUAAAAACUCCAAUACUAAUAUCUUUCUAGACCUAAAUACACAAAUUGAGGAAGGUGGAAAUAACUUAUCUCAUGGACAACGGCAAUUAAUAUGUCUUGCACGCUCUUUACUUAAAUCCUCACGUAUUAUUAUUAUGGAUGAAUGCACUGCUUCUAUUGAUUAUAAUAUGGAUACUAAAAUACAAAAAACUAUACGUUCUGAGUUUUCUUGUUGUACUAUAUUAACUAUUGCUCAUAGAUUAAAAAGUAUUAUUGAUUAUGAUAAAAUUUUAGUUCUCGACUCCGGUAAACUAUUGGAAUAUGAUCAUCCUUAUCUUUUGCUUCAAAAUCCUCAGUCUGAAUUUCGAUUUAUGUGCGAAUCUUCUGGAGAAUAUAAUACUCUUAGACAGCUUGCCCAAGAAGCAUAUGAAAGUAAAUGUAUAUAGUCAUUUUAUCGGGUAUUUUCUCUCUAUUUUCUUUCCUAUUCUCUCA
Messenger RNA from Pneumocystis carinii B80, 4922 nucleotides. RefSeq lists its product as hypothetical. NCBI's taxonomy places the organism in Eukaryota, Fungi, Ascomycota, Pneumocystomycetes, Pneumocystales, Pneumocystaceae. The record is from RefSeq and is a predicted model, not a curated record. Bases 47 to 4876 code for a protein of 1609 amino acids. Gene Ontology annotation, molecular function: ABC-type peptide transporter activity; ATP binding; ATP hydrolysis activity. Gene Ontology annotation, biological process: transmembrane transport. Gene Ontology annotation, cellular component: fungal-type vacuole membrane; fungal-type vacuole. The transcript is spliced from 18 exons.